Panonychus citri (citrus red mite) is the source of this 2095-nucleotide messenger RNA. RefSeq names its product serine/threonine-protein phosphatase 4 regulatory subunit 2-B-like. Gene Ontology annotation, biological process: protein dephosphorylation. The record is from RefSeq and is a predicted model, not a curated record. Gene Ontology annotation, molecular function: protein phosphatase regulator activity. Lineage: Eukaryota; Metazoa; Arthropoda; Arachnida; Trombidiformes; Tetranychidae. Gene Ontology annotation, cellular component: protein phosphatase 4 complex; cytoplasm; nucleus.
CUUCAACUGAGUAACUAUCAAUCAAUUUCUCCACCAAAAUAUUAUCAUUUCUUUGUCUUUAAUCACAAUUAAAUUGUUUUCUAAUUUUAAUUAGUUGUGACUUUUCCUAAUUGUUCUUCUGUUGAUCACUUUUACUAAUUAAAAUGGAGCUUGAUAAGGAAGAGGUUUUAAACGAAUUGAUGAAUUUUGAAAAAAACUAUGGACGUGACUGCGAAAGUGGUUUACCUGAUUGUCUGGAAAGAUUCCUGAUCAAUAUUGCUAAAUCCGGUGACACAAUUUAUCCUUGGAAUAAGAUUAAACCUGUGAUUUUGAAGAAAAUUGAGCUCGUGGUCAAUGAGUUUAAUACCAAAUAUCCUUAUGAAAACAACCCGGUUCUACCUAAUGUUAAAUCAUUCAAUUUUCAAGAGAUGAAAGAUGAAAUAAUUGAGAAAUUUGAUUACUUUUAUGGAGCACCAUUUACCAUUCAAAGGAUUUGUGAGCUUCUUACCGAUCCAUCUAAAUAUUAUAAAAGAUCCGACAAAUUUAUGAGAGGUCUAGAGAAAAAUGUUCGUGUUAUAUCAACAGUUGAAGCAAGAAGAGCAGAUAUUGAAAAUGAGCCCAAAUGCUUUCAAAGAGAUUUUUAUCGCAGUUCUUCACCUUUACCUUCUUCAUCUUCCUCCAAUAUUCUCUCAUCUUCACCUUCAUCGUCAUCUUCAUCAACCUCAUCUUCGCCAUUGUCUUCUGCUUUCAUGAAUGGAUUAAACGACAAAAACGAACCUACAUCACCCGGGUUGUCUAUUUCCAGUCGAUUAUCACAAUCCUGUUCUCCUCUUCAAGAUCAAGGACCAUUGCCCAAUUCUCCCGCUCCCUUACAACAGCUCGAUAGUUUUACCACUGUUUUCGCUUCACCUCCAUCCACCCCACUUGCUGUUGUAUCCGAUAUUCAUCCUUAUGAUGGAGGUUCACCAUCAUCGUCUAGUUCAUCUUCAUCUGAAUCCUCACCUCAACCUUCAUCAUCAUCUUCACCUCCCCCAAGUUUAGCUCAUGAUGAAAAUGAGCUCAAUCAAUCAGUCGAUACCGAUUUUGAAGAUAACAAAGAUAAAGACGAUGACUCUAACGGAAGCAAAUCCGAAGAUUCGAACGAGCCUACAAAACUUGCCGAAGAUAAAACCAAUGUAGUGGAACAAGGUGAACCAAUGGAUCAAACUGAUGGAGCUCAGGAGAAAUCAGAAAAAGAUUCAAUCAAAUUAGAUACCCCGAGCUACAAGUUUACACCAUUUAAACCAUUUAGCAGUAUGGAUUCCCCUAAUGAUGUUACACCUAAAUCACCCAGAUUUCAACCAUUUAGCAGUAUGGAUUCCCCUAUUGAUGCUACCACUAACGAAGGGAAGGAGAAAUCAGAAAAAGAUUCAAUCAAAUUAGAUACCCGCGCUACAUUUUUACACCAUUUAAACCAUUUAGCAGUAUGGAUUCCCCUAAUGAUGUUAACUAACGAAGGGAAGGAGGCAAUCGUCGAGCAAUGUUCCGUGAAGGAAUCUAACAGCAAAGAAGAAAAUACUUCAGAAAUUACUGAAUCUACUUCAAGCCUUAGUGAAAGUUCAUCGGAAAAGAAUCAAGAAGAUAUUAAAGAAUCGCCUUCAAUCAUAGAUGAUCAAACCUUAGAUGAAUCAAUUGAAUCUAAAGCAUCUCAACAGAUUGUCGAACCUGUUGAGACCUGCCAAAGUUCUGUUGUUGCAUCAACAGACUCAUCUCAAUCAUCUGGUCAAAAAGAGGAAACUGAUGGAGGAGAUGAUAUCAAAUGUGGUGGAGACUCUUUAAAAGAAAACAAUGAUUCAAUUAAGAUAGAAUCAAUUAAUAGCUUAAAUACUUCAGUUGAAGAAAAUUUGACUCAAGAUAAAGAAGACCAAGAAUCUAAUCAAGAACAACCAACAAGUUCAGGAUCAUCAACAGUUUCUGAAGAGGAAACAGCCGACAACAGUGUAACCACAAGCAAUCAACAAUCCAACAUUGACGAAAAGCCUGAAUCUCAUUAAUUAGCCCAUUUAUUAAUCCAUUUGAAAGAAACAAAAUCUAUAUAUACAUUGACAAGAAAAACAAUACACAAUUUAGAAACAGA